This is a messenger RNA of Owenia fusiformis, 1494 nucleotides long. The record is from the annotation of a GenBank genome assembly. Lineage: Eukaryota; Metazoa; Annelida; Polychaeta; Sabellida; Oweniidae.
GAGAGGUCAAAGUUCAUUACAGCCGACAACUCGACAAGUUGAAGAAGUUGAGGAAUCUUAGGUUUAAGACAAUUUUACACAUUAAUCAUCGAUGCCUAGGUAGUAACGGUUUACACCAAUUAGUUAAAUACAUAUUCAAGUAUGGAUAGGCCAAAUAGGACGUUUGAUAGUCCCUUUUAUAGGGAGAAUGCAUCGAAAAUGUUAGCAAUGGAAAAAUCAAAUUCAAGUUUCUUGCCAAGCCAAAAAAGUUUGAAGGGGAUCAUCGCAGUUGAAGCAAUGACAUCACUGCAUACGCCGCCAGCGUUUACUCCACCCGCACCUACUAUGCCAGCUAGGAGGAGCUAUAGAGGCAUCAUUGCGGGUGGUAUCACAGGAGGUAUUGAAAUAUGCAUCACAUUCCCGACAGAAUAUGUCAAAACUCAGUUACAAUUGGACGAGAAAGGUGCACAAAAGCGCUACAAGGGGAUCUUCGAUUGUGUCCGCGUCACUGUAAAGGAGCGUGGUGUAUUGGGAUUGUAUAGAGGUCUCAGUGUUUUGUUAUAUGGCAGCAUUCCAAAAUCAGCAGUCAGGUUUGGCUCAUUUGAAGAAUUUAAAAAAAGAAAUGUAGAUGCUUCAGGAAAUCUGUCCACAUCAAAAAAACUUUUAUGUGGCCUUGGUGCUGGUGUGUGUGAGGCCAUAUUUGCUGUGACUCCCAUGGAGACUGUAAAAGUGAAAUUCAUCAAUGACCAAAGAUCAGCUAAUCCCCAGUUUAGAGGGUUCUUCCAUGGUGUUGGGACCAUAGUUAAACAACAGGGUAUUAGAGGCGUCUAUCAGGGCUUAACUCCUACAAUAAUGAAACAAGGGUCCAAUCAAGCAAUACGUUUCUAUGUAGUAGAGUCCUUAAAGGAAUACUACCGGGGAGGUGACAAUACUAAACCCAUACCAAAAUUAUUGGUAGGCUGCUUUGGGGCAGUUGCAGGGGCAGCAUCUGUGUUCGGUAACACCCCGUUAGAUGUCGUGAAAACUCGCAUGCAGGGGCUUGAGGCAGCAAAGUACAAGAACACUGUAGAUUGUGCUGUGAAGAUCAUGAAGAACGAGGGACCAAGAGCAUUCUAUAAGGGAACACUUCCAAGGUUGAGCAGAGUCUGUCUAGAUGUCGCUAUCACAUUCAUGAUUUAUGAUUCAUUCAUGGAACUUUUCAACAAGCACUGGAAAACUGAAUGAUCACAGUUGAAACUAGUCAAUUUUUAAAUAAUGCAAUUGUUACAGUGAAGAUGAAGGUAAACUAGAGAUAGAGUUCUGUGGAAUGACAAGCUGGUCAUGCUUUUGAAGCAAGAGUGGAAAUUGGGGGAAUUUAUGAGGAAUCUUACAGGGAAUGAAAUGUAUAAUUACUAUGCAAGAAAGAUUCGCUCUCAGGUCUCCAACUUGAUAUUCAACCUUGACCUUGAUUGGUAUCAACAUUGAAAAUGUUGUUAUUUUCUGUCAUUAUAACUGACUAUAAAUUCAUAAUCAGCG